AAAUAAUUUGAUUAUAGGUCCCUAUGUUAAGCUGGACGACGUGAUUACUACGAGUUGACGGUGUCUCUUCAGAGAAUUUGACUUUAUCUGGAUAGUAUCUCGGCGUAUCCAGAUCACUGUAUCCUGGUAAUUCUACCUUCUUCUUGAACCGCAAAAGAACAGACUGUGAGAGUUAGUAUCGAGAUAUUGAUAGUAUCUGGUAGAUACCCCCGCUUCAUGAUCCCCAGACUCUUAUUAUUCUUGUUCACUUCAGUGAAAUGUCUUACUGUCUUUCACCACACCUGGAGUGUCCGGGUCCACCCUACUGCGGAUCCCCGGUUAGUCGCACAAGAACUCAACAUGGUGUAUCUAGGUCGGAUAGGUAGCCUGCCGCACCACUAUCUAUUCAAACACGCCACCUACCCUCGCUACUCUCCCCAUCAUGGAGCUGACGUGACUCACCGAGUGCUGGCACACAGGCACGUCCUAGAGUCCGUCCAGCAGACGCUGCUAAACAGGCGGAAGCGUGAGUUCACUGACCAGCAGGUAUAUUUCCAGUUUAAAGACCCCGAGUUUACAAAACAGUGGUACCUGGAGAAGGACUAUAACAAUGUGACAGGGGCCUGGUUACAGAAUGCAACUGGUGACGGUGUGGUUGUUACCAUUCUAGACGAUGGUUUGGCGCACGAUCACCCUGAUUUGAAGCCGAAUUAUUCACAAUGGGCAAGCACAGAUCUGAACGACCGUGACCAUGACCCUAAACCCAGGCCAACAAACGAGAACAAACAUGGAACACGCUGCGCAGGCGAGGUAGCCUCUGUGGCUGAUAACGAAUAUUGUGGUGUAGGAGCAGCAUUUAACUCUAAGAUCGGAGGUAUCAGAAUGCUGGACGGUGACGUGACUGACGCAGUCGAAGCCGAAGCCCUGGGCUUCAACAUAAGUUAUAUUGACAUAUACAGCGCGAGCUGGGGACCAGAUGAUGACGGUAAAACAGUGGAUGGUCCUGGUAGUCUGACUCAAGCAGUCCUGAAAAAAGGUAUUGAGCAUGGACGGAACAAUCUGGGCAGUAUAUAUGUGUGGGCCAGUGGUAACGGGGGUACGUCUAAAGACAGCUGUAACUGCGACGGGUACACCAACUCAAUAUGGACUCUGUCCAUUGGCUCGGUGUCUGAGUUAGGCACAAAGCCCUGGUACGCUGAGGAAUGUAGCUCCACUCUGGCUGUGACAUAUUCCAGUGGGAGCAGCAAGGAACGGCAGAUUAUUACCACCGAUCUGGACGCUAAGUGCACUGACCGGCACACAGGCACCAGCGCCUCCGCACCGCUAGCAGCAGGGAUAUUCGCACUUGUCCUGCAGGCUUAUCCUGGCUUAUCCUGGAGAGAUCUUCAACAUCUUGUUGUGAGAACCAGCAAGAAACGGAACCUGGAUAAGGGUGCCUGGACCAAAAAUGGUGCUGGCUUCAACGCUUCCCACAAGUUUGGUUUUGGGGUUAUCGACGCGGGCAGCAUGGUGGCAUUAGCUCGAGUGUGGAACAACGUCGAAGAUAAGCGUAUCUGCAAGGAAAACCUAGAGAGGCCAGAACAAACAAUCUAUCCAGGUCAAGUAGUGGUAUACAGCGUGGAGAGUAGCGGGUGUAAUGGUGAUAUCCUCAACUUGGAACACGUGCAAUGUGAGGUAUCUACUGGUAACACAGUCAACGGACUUGCUAAAAGAGGAGACAUCUCCUUAUACCUUACCUCUCCCUCUGGUACCCAGUCCAACUUACUAGCUCCCAGAACUUUCGAUACCAGCACCACUGGCUUCACUGCCUGGCCCUUCAUGACUGUCCAUAACUGGGGGGAGAGCCCUCGGGGGCUGUGGAAACUCACAGUGAAGAAUAAUGGGGUGGGUGAGAUAAGUUUCAUGUACUGGAGACUAAUCCUUCAUGGAACCAAAUCACUGCCGGAGAUGAGGGAAACAGGCAGGGAAAUAUUGGCGAGUAAGGAUAUAGCUAGUAACUCUUUCUUAAGAGGAUCCAGGAACCAGGCUCAUAGCUUGAUUGUUCAGGUCCUCCUCACAGUAUUUUAUCCUGUGUUGGUCGUGCUUUAUACAAUGACAAGUAGCAGCAAGAGGCGGUACGUGGUGCCGAGCGCGUCGCCCCCCACCACCUCCGACAGCAGCGGUUCCGGAUCCUCCUCUAGUGAGGAUAACGAUGCUAACACCCCCUCCAUCAAGAAGAAAAGAAAGUGCACCAGAAAUAAACCUAAUUACAAUGAGACUACUAGCAAGCCGAACUUCAGGGAAUCCUACGUAUUCUCCACAGCCUUGGCCAACCUGGCAGCCAAUGCUGUCAAACACAGGAUGUGUGACAGCAUUAUCAUAUACCACAAGGGAAUACCCAGGGAGCCGAAUAGACUGACCAUCAAGCCGCCCAAAGUUACCAGCAAGCUGCUGGCCACAUCUUCCGUGAAGAACAGAAAACGAGAAAAGGAAGAUGAACAAGAGGAAGAAAAAGUACAUAUUCAUAGAGAAAAUGAAAGAAAGAGGACCGUUAAACCUAAAACGAAACCAGAUAAACUGGAUAAACUGGAUAAACUUGAUAAACUUGAUAAACUUGAUAAACUUGAUAAACUUGAUAAACCAGAUAAACUUGAUAAACCGGAGAAAUUGGAGAAAUCUUCCCCCAACGAGGAUCAGGAGGAAGCCGAAGUGAAGUACGCCAAGACAAGUAACGGCUCCAUCAAGUCCCCCCUCACUCCUCCUCGUAGCCCCUCUACCCUACCCCUCUCGGCGGGAGACUACUCCCUCUCUGUCUCCGAGCGUAUCAAAUGUCGAUCUCGAGCUUGCGCUCCAAAAUUCUACGGCGAACCAAAAGAAGAAGGAACAGGCGAAGAGGUGGCCCCAGGAUCGUCCUCUGUCGUGAUGAGAUCUCCACAAAAGAAACGUUCAAGUUCAGAGCGUUCAAGAGAACAUUCAACUGAGCAUUCAACUGAGCGUUCAACUGAGCGUUUGACCGAGCGAUCAACCGACCGCUCAAGAGAGCGUUCAUCUUCAGAGCAUUCAGCUGAGCGUUCAAUUGAGCGUUCAACUAAGCGUUCAUCCGACCGUUCAUCCGACCGUUCAAGAGAGCGUUCAAGAGAACUUUCAACUGAGCAAUCUACUGAACCUUUAGUUGAGGCUGAGCGUUCACCAGAGAGGCCAACAGAGCGUCCAACCGAACGUCCAAUUGAGCGAGGAACCACACCGGUAGCUCAACCCAGGGAGAACAGACGGAGAUCAGCCGAAAAACCCCGGAGACAAUCUAACGAACGGAGACAAUCUAACGAGCGGUUAAGAGAGAGGAGAUCGCGGAGAGACAGUAUAGAGUCUGAUGGUGAGAAGAUCAGGAACAUUUUAGAGAACUCAGAGAAGGGUAUCACUAUCAAACCUGAUCAGACUGCUGUGAUCUCCCCGGUUGAGAGCAAGCCUAACAAAUCAUUCAAUCGUGAAUUUUCAAAACCGAAAGAACUUCCACCUAAAUCAUUGAAAUCGCCUAAAAUGUCUAAACUCGAACCUAAAUCAGUAUCCCCAAAACUCAAAGAAGAAUCUAAACCUGCAGUGGUCAUUCCUAAACCUUCACCUGCUUCAGCUCCCAAACUUUCAACCAGACCUUCUCCACCAAAAACUGAAAAACCUAAGGUUCGGCUUAGCGACAGCGGCGGACUUUUUGAAGCAGCCAUGUCUCAGAAAAUUCGAUCGCCUGUUCGAUUAAAGAAGCAAAUUAGUUCUGAAACAAAACCAGAACUAUCAGAACCGCCGCUAACCCCAACCAUCAGUGUCUCAAACGCUAUUUCCAAGUUCAAGCCUGUGAAACAGAGCUCUCCCACUAAAGAAACUCCCACUAUACCGACCUCUGAAGCUCAAGACCCCAACUUACCGAAGUUCAAACCCCUCCCUUUCUCUGGGAACACCAAGAAAAGCAAAACGUUCAAGUUUAGGACUCCGCAAGGUGCUAAGCACGAGAUGAACUUGGUCGAUUCCAUCUUUUCUAACGACGCUAACUCUACUAACCCUCCAGAGUUACCACCACGGAUCAACAAAUCCCCGACCACACCCCCUGUAAUGAGCUCCAAGAUCCCUGUCACUAAACUCUCCGACAAGCCCCCUCGUCCGGAGCUGGUUAUGGGGAUCCCUAACCUCCAGGGACCCAGCAAGCCUCCCAUGCUGACUCCUGCUCACAACUCCAUCUUCCAACACGGCUCUCUGCAACAUAUCAUCAGGACCGGACCCCCUCCUCUGAGCUCCCCCAAGAUCGCUGUUACCACAAAGUCUAACCAUCUUGGUCUUCCUUCUAACAACAUAUCACCUACUGCUGUUAUGAACGUCGCUCCAAAACGUGCCAGCAACGAACACCAUCCGUCUAGCGGAGAACAACGGAAAAAGAAACGUUUCGCUUUCCCUGAAGAAGCGACUUCUCCCGUCAAGGUAACCUCUCCCAUCUCCCCUUCCUCUCCCGUCACUCUGAAGGGGCCUGGAAGUUCGCGGGUCUCUCCCAUUUCUCCCAUCCAAACCAGUGUGGACAACAUCCUUACCACUCCUAUCCUGAGGAACGGACUGCCUCUGCACAAACCCUCUCCUAAAAACUCUCCUCAGAACAGGAGGUUGGACUUGCGAGCUGAGUUCUCAGGCAGAAGAUCGCCCCUGGUUAAAGUCACCAACAACACUUCUCCUAUCACGCCUAAAGCUUCCCCCUCCACAGUCGGACAGUUCUACCAGCCGAACGUGUCAGUUUCACUGAACUCUUGCUCGAGGAACGAUAUCAAUCUGUCUGACAGUGUGUUAGAACACAGCAAGUUGUCAGGACAGCAGAUAGUGAAUCGCACACCCGUCGUCACCAUCAACCAUCAGACUAUCUCAAUCGACCAUGAGAGGGGUAAGGAGGCGCCCAAACCACGGUUAACUGUAGAGAGCGACGCGUUCUCCAAAAAGCAGCAGCAGGAAAUCUUCGCACGACAGCAGCUCUACUCCAGGGCGUUCUCUCCUUUCUCACUUCCCAACUCCAUCCCCACAACAGCAGCCGGGAAACUGAACAAGCAGUUCGAAUUGACACAGCAACUGAUGCAGCACGACCUGGGAUCGUUAGUUGACCUACACGGGAGGGCCGGGGAGAAAGAGGUGCACUCACAACCUGCCUUCCCCACAGCAGCUGCCCAGCUCCGGCAGCAGCCCAACAACCUCCAGAGCGCUCGACAAGGCCCCAGACAGCAUAGUCCACGACAACGGACAAUCCCUACGGAGCUGAUCAUGCAGCAAGGAAGGGAGCGGCUGUUGUCGCAGCAGCAGGAGCGGUUACUGGCUCAACAGCGGCAACACGCCGCCUCCUCAGUAAGCCGCGACCAUCAGGUUCACAGCCCCUUAUUCGCCCAGCGUCAAGAGUCCCUCCUUCACCGACCCUCGGGAGCUCCCAACCAGCAUCUCCAGCACCUACCCUACGGCGGGGGCAUGCUCAAUCAGAUCGGCUACCCUAUUGGACUCAACCCGCAGCUGUACAAACAGCUUACGACGGAUCCUGCUUUGACCCAGGUGACCAGCGCCAGCUUACUGCAGUCUUUAGCUGGGUAUCAUCAGCAGUUGCAGCUGGCGGCGGCUGCUGCUGGCAAGUUUGGACCACUUGCCCAUCUCUAUCAGAGUAACUCUAAGCCUAGCGACGAUUCCAAAAACCCCAAUCAAUUUGGUGUUAUUAGACCUUGACUGUUUUUAUCGAAAUUUUAUUGCUUUUAUCUUAUUAUGUAUAUUUUUGCUAGACAUUAUUUUAAUGCAAACCAAUUUGAGUUGAUUUUCGUCGCAAGCUUUAUGGAAGAUGUAAAAAUUAGUGUUUUUUUGCCUCCCAACA
Messenger RNA from Bolinopsis microptera, 5830 nucleotides. RefSeq lists its product as uncharacterized. The transcript is spliced from 8 exons. Gene Ontology annotation, biological process: protein processing. Gene Ontology annotation, molecular function: serine-type endopeptidase activity. Gene Ontology annotation, cellular component: Golgi membrane; trans-Golgi network. The coding region runs from base 217 to 5688 and encodes 1823 amino acids. The record is from RefSeq and is a predicted model, not a curated record. Lineage: Eukaryota; Metazoa; Ctenophora; Tentaculata; Lobata; Bolinopsidae.